UUGAAAAUUUUGUUUGUUUUGCUGAUAUCUAUUUGUGAGCGCCCUCUUCGAUAAGUUAGUAAACCUCUAAAAGUCACAACAAACUUAACCUCACUUAACAAUGUCAGUUUGCAGUUCGAUUAAUUAGUUGUGUUUACAAUCGUCGAAGAUGAGGGGAAACGCGAAGAACGCGCCCAAUCCAAGCGCGUUGACCGCGAAACGGCGGAUGGCGAAGAAAAAGUCUCAGAAUUCUACGCAGGAUGGACAGUCGGAAUCGGAGAUGGAUCAAACGGGCCUUGAACACAUUGGACAACAGUACUCGGGUUUGGGGCCGGAUUCGAUUGUGAUCUACGCUGAACAAUCAUCCUUUGAGCAGUUGUCUGAGGAGCUGUGCUUUGGAUUCGCUGAAGAUUUGAGCUACAAACUGAGAAGUGUGAUACAUAAUGCUUUGACGAAGGCGCGAAUUAUGGGCAGGAAUUAUAUUGAAUCGAGUGAUGUCAGCGCGAGCUUCCAAGAUUUCAACAUCGAUCCGGUGCUCGGGGCUUCGAGUUUUCCGAAUUAUCGGGCUUUGCCCGAUCAGAAGUUGUACUACAUGGAUGAUAAUCCUGUAAACGUGAUGGAUCUGGCGUUGAGACGAGAGGUCUUCAUUCAGCCAGCCAAAGUGGACAUGUGUCGGAUGUGGACGAUGGACAUGGAGAGACUGCUGAGGGAUUACUUCAAGGCGAUGUCUUUUGCCUUGGUGUCGAACGAGAGGGAGGUGAGGCAGGUUGCUCUCAAUCAGAUCAAGCUGAACUCGAACGUCGGUCCAAUCGCCGAAUGGUUCUAUCACUUCGCGUUCUUCCUCCUCAGCAAAGACAUCAUCUACGACUGCCUCACGCUGCGCGCUUUGGAUUUAGUCGUCGCGCUCGAAUCCAAUAUGAUCGCAAUGGAAAUCGUCUCCGAUAAACAAAUGAAACUGCUGGUGCGUCUCCUCAUGCAAAGACUUCUCCGAACCAUCACGACGGAGGCAGUGAUGAGACCGAUGUGCAAAGUGUUGGGACUCCUCUGCCAGAGGGACGCAAUCCAUCAGAUGGUCUUCAUCAAAAUCGCCACGAAUAUGGAGGAGAUGAGGCAAGAUUUUUCCGUGCCGUUGGUGAUGAUCAUCAACGAAUUGGGAAUCGAUUCCAUAAAGUUGCUCAUCGAACCAAACCUCGACUUUUUCCUACACAAAGCCGGAUUGAAGCCAAAGCUCGCGGAUGCUCUACUAAGCACUUACAACGUCGUUAUUAAAGAGAGUUUUGACCGCGAACUGACGGAGAAGUUCUACAAGCUUUUCGGCGGCGCUCUAGUGCCGAUGUGGAGGCCCAACAUUGCCGAAGAACGCGAACAUCAGGAGAUAAACUGGCACAAGCCGCUGUUGAAAGCGCGCCGAAGGAUCAACUGUACCUACGGUAAAAGGAAGUUUUGCUAUACACGAAGUCAGGUGUUCGAAGAUUGCACGUUCCUAAGGAAUUCCAAUGAUGAUUGCGAAGAGAAACCCGAGGAGGCCGACGAUAAGAUUAGGUUUAGGAUUAGGCCACCCAGGAAAGUGGUGAGCGUCGUUGAUUGCGCGCCAAUUGAAC
Messenger RNA from Nicrophorus vespilloides, 1580 nucleotides. RefSeq lists its product as uncharacterized. Gene Ontology annotation, biological process: transcription initiation at RNA polymerase II promoter; RNA polymerase II preinitiation complex assembly. The record is from RefSeq and is a predicted model, not a curated record. Gene Ontology annotation, cellular component: SLIK (SAGA-like) complex; SAGA complex; transcription factor TFIID complex. Lineage: Eukaryota; Metazoa; Arthropoda; Insecta; Coleoptera; Silphidae. Gene Ontology annotation, molecular function: protein heterodimerization activity; transcription coactivator activity; RNA polymerase II general transcription initiation factor activity.